AUGUCGCCCCCAGAAUACGACCUCAUCGUCGUCGGCUCCGGCUUCGCGGGCUGCAUGGCGACGCUCAACUUCCUCGAAACGUGCAAAGCCGAAGGCAGCCAAUGGGGCGCGCGCGUCGCCCUCAUCGAAACGGGGCGCGCCGACGAGCGCUGCGGCGCGUCCCGCUGGACCAUGGCGUACCUGCGGCUCGACCGCAACAUGUGCUUUGACGAGGACUGGAGGCACGAGAUGCGCGCGGUCAGCAAGGGGCAGGCCGACCUCGAGUACUGCGACACGCUCGCCGCCGAGGCCCAGCGCUCCGUCAAGUUCCUCGAGGCGCAUGGCGUCAAGUUCGUGCAUCAUGAUGAGGAGAAUGUGUUGUUGGAGUUUAAGACGGGGCAGCAUUUUGUGUUUCCCGAGGGCGGCGGGCAGGCGAUUAUUGCGAAGUUGAUGGAGCAUAUUAAGGGGUAUGCGAAUGCCGAUGUGCUGUGGGAGACGGAGGCGAGGCAUGUUUUGACCAACCAGCAUGGUGCGGUUAGGGGGCUGCAGGUUCGCAAGAAGGAUGGCCUGUUGUACGAGCUACACGCACCAGAUGUGGUGCUUGCAUGCGGUGGAUUCGAAGGCAAUCGGGAGAUGCUGGCAAAAUACAUUGGGAAUCGGACGCACGAAUUGCCCUUGAUCGCUCCAGGAUUGGUCCAUAACAAGGGCGCAGGGUUGAAUAUGGCGCUGGAACUUGGUGCGGCAACGAGCGGCUCCUUCGAUGGCAUGCACUGCGAGCUUGUGGACACUCGGGCAAAGAAGCCGGAUGCAGUCAUUUGGGGCCACAACUAUGGCAUUGUUGUCAACGAGCACUGCAAGCGCUUCUACGACGAGGGAAAGAGACAUCUCUUUGCCACCUUCGAGAUGAUUGCGCUUGAGCUUUGGCGCAAUCAGAACCAAAAAGGGUUCUUCAUCACGGAUGAAACCAUCAUGAAGCGCUUCCGCCCCGGUUGGGUGUACGAUACAACCGACCAAGAACCGGAGAAAGCCGACACCAUCAGAGAGCUUGCAGUGAAACUCGGCUGCGACCCUGAUGAGCUGCAAAAGACGGUGGACGAGUUCAACGAAGCCUGCGACAAAGAAACGCCAUUCGACCUGAUGAAACUGGAUGGGAAGGGGACGCGUGGACUAAGCCCAGAGAAGACAAACUGGGCAAAUCCUAUCGUCAAUGCACCGUUCUACGGGUACCCGCUCGAGGCGCACUUAACUUUCACAUACGGCGGUGUGAAGACGAACACGAAUGCGCAGGUACUCGGCACCAACGAUGUCCCCAUUCCGGGGCUUUGGGCAGCUGGAGAAAUGACUGGCCUUUUCUACAAUGAGUAUCCACCGGCCACCUCAGUGCUGAGGUCCCUCACUUUCGGACGCCUUGCAGGAACACAGAUUGCACACAAAUUGAAGAAGGGCGUUCUGGGGAACCUGAAGUCAAGUGUUUCCUCUUUUACUAAUUCAAAACUCUAA
Molecule: messenger RNA, 1479 nt
Organism: Lasiodiplodia theobromae
Lineage: Eukaryota; Fungi; Ascomycota; Dothideomycetes; Botryosphaeriales; Botryosphaeriaceae
Product: Fumarate reductase/succinate dehydrogenase flavoprotein
Exons: 5
Coding region: 1-1479 (492 amino acids)
Source: RefSeq, a predicted model, not a curated record